This is a messenger RNA of Umbelopsis ramanniana AG, 3390 nucleotides long. RefSeq lists its product as uncharacterized. The record is from RefSeq and is a predicted model, not a curated record. Lineage: Eukaryota; Fungi; Mucoromycota; Umbelopsidomycetes; Umbelopsidales; Umbelopsidaceae. The transcript has 16 exons. Gene Ontology annotation, cellular component: membrane. The coding region runs from base 101 to 3085 and encodes 994 amino acids. Gene Ontology annotation, molecular function: ABC-type transporter activity; ATP binding; ATP hydrolysis activity.
CCGCCCGUACUCAGUCUGUAUUCCCUUUUUGUAACGGCUGGCUGCUGCAAACUCAGUGAAUGCAAACCUGAGCCUCGCUAAAUUUCACACAAGUGCUGAAAUGAGCCUGAACUCAACAACCACAAGUCGAAAAGAAGACUUUUCUCUGUACCAGCAGGAUUGCCCUGUUUGUCCACCUUGCUUUAAUUGUCACCUACCGCAAGAUCAAUGCGUCAACGGAGGCUCUUGCGAGGAUUCGGGAUUAUGUAGCUGUCCAGCUGGCUGGGGUAGCCAAGAUUGCUCUGAGCCUCUAUGUGGCUCCUUAGGAGCACCAGAAAGACAACCGCGGCAGGGAGAUAGAUGCGAUUGUGAUCCAGGUUGGGGAGGCGUCAAUUGCAACGUAUGUCUUGCGAAUAACUCUUGUACGGGGAUAAAAGGCGACAAUGCAACCUGUAUAACCACUGGAAUUGGUCUCAAGAAUAUGAAUGCCUGGUGUGACACCACAAAUAUCCCUUGGAUCGACAAUACACAUGUGUCUCUGCAGUGUGAAUGGGAGAAGAACGAAUGUGUUUUUCAAUUCUGGAAGGAUGCGGAGGAACAGUUUUACUGUCAUUUAACGGAAUGCGAGCAAGAAACAGCAACUGGAGAACUGGAUGUCCAUGGCUCUUGCUCAAAGGCUUCAUGUGGCUGUUUAAAAAAUGCCUGGAUGUGUGGAGGCGAAAUCGAUAUGUCUGAACUUGUAAAAAAUGUCAAGGGUCCAUCAGAGUGGUACUGCAAGAAUGGUCAAGAUUGUUGGUAUAACGAAUACUCGACUCUGAAAGAUGUCUUCCCCGAUAACAUUGGACUGAGUUGCCAAGUUGGCGAAUGUGCUAAUGAGCAAGAUUAUUUGGAUGUUCAACCGAUCAAAAAACACUUUUCUCGGCUGACUGAGCUAUAUAUCGUACUCGUAAUGAUAUUUUUCGUUGGUCUAAUCUGGAUAUUGACAAGAAUGACCAUGCGAAGGCAGCAAAAGAUAUUUGGUGAUGGAUCCAUCCGCCUUAAUGACGACGACGACACCACCUAUUUUGAAGAUGAAGUAAAGCUUUCCCAGAUCACGUUCGACGAUGUGUCUUACAACGUCAAUGGAAAGAGAAUUUUAAGUUCGGUUACUGGAUAUUUGGAGCCUGGCAACCUACUUGCUAUAAUGGGCCCUUCUGGAGCUGGCAAAUCUAGUCUACUGGAUAUUCUGGCGAGAAAACCCAAGCGAGGUGUUAUCAGUGGACGAAUUUUGAUCAACGGAGAAGUUCCCACCCGCAAGCAAUUCAAGCGCAUUUCUAGCUAUGUCGAUCAAGAGGACACUCUCAUCGGAACGCUGACAGUUCGGGAAACCUUGAUGUACUCGGCAUUACUUCGCCUUCCACGUAACGUUCCUCUUGCCAUAAAGCAAAAGCGUGUUGAAGAUACUAUCAACGAACUUGGCCUUACGCACGUCGCAGAUUCAUACAUCGGUGUACCUGGACAACGCUCGCUCUCCGGUGGCGAGAAGAGAAGAGUCAGUAUUGGCAAAGAACUGGUCACUAGUCCAAGUAUACUGUUCUUGGACGAGCCAACAUCGGGACUGGAUGCUUACAACGCCAGCGUCGUCAUGGAAUGUUUACUUCGCUUAGCGAGAAAUUCUAAGCGAACCAUCAUCACCACGAUUCACCAGCCACGUUCAAAUAUUUUUAAAAUGUUUGAUGCAUUAUUACUUCUGGCGAACGGAAAUACUGUUUACUUUGGUCCAGCCAAAACUGCUUCGCAAUAUUUCGUCAGCAUCGGAUAUCCUAUACCUCCGGAUUACAAUAUUGCUGAUUAUCUAAUUGAUCUCACCAUGAAUAAGCCAGCACCAAACAGUGCACCGCCACCACAACAGCAAAGUCGCUUCUCAAGAAGCAUACCCUUCCUAAAGCGACGUGCUGCAAGUUCAGCCUCCAUCGCCAGCACGCGUUCUCUAGCGGAUUUACAACCCAUUCAUGCAGAAGAUACCACCAGCGACGAUACUGAUGGCAUCAUCUCUGACACUGUACAAAGAAUGACUCAAGGCAGCUCCUCCUUUGCAGGCGAUUUGGACCUUCUUUCUGACUCCAAUCAUUUGUACACUUUACUUGAGUCUUAUAAGAACUCUAGACUAGCCGGGUCGAUUCGGACGCACAUUGAGAGCGAAAACGCUUCCGCUGAUACCGAUAACACCAGAUUGCAACCUUAUUCUUUGCUCAUGACCUACUAUGCCGAAAACGCGCCAUCAAUAUCUUUACGCCGCUAUUUCCAUGAACUGUCUCUCCUGUCAUCAAGAACGUUCUUGAACCUCUACCGUAAUCCUUUCCUAUUUCUCGCCCACAUCACCAUCGCCAUCAUUUUGGGUAUCCUUCUUGGUUCCCUGUUUUGGCAGGUAGAUGUUGAUCUCUCGGGUGUCCAAAAUCGGUUGGGUGUGCUGUUCUUCAUGUGUGCACUUUUGGGCUUCGCAAGUACCUCAGCUUUGGAUAUGUUUAGUAAGGAGCGAGUGCUGUUUAUGCGAGAGCGAGAAAAUGGCUAUUACAGCCCGGCAAGCUAUUUCUCAGCCAAGGUUCUCUUUGACAUUAUACCCUUGCGAAUCCUACCACCUCUGGCCAUGGGAUCUGUCAGUUACUACAUGAUAGGGUUGAACUCGAACGUGUAUGUGUUUCUCAAGUUUUUGAUGGUCCUGGUGCUGUUCAACUUGGUGGCUGCAGCGGUUUGUUUGUGUUUUGCAACGGGUUUCAAAAAUGUCGCUACGGCCAACUUGUUGGCAAAUCUUACCAUUUUGUUCUCCAUGCUGUUUGGUGGAUUUUUACUCAACAAAGACCACAUUCCUCCUGUGCUUAGUUGGUUACAGCACCUUAGUUUUUUCAAUUACGGAUACGAAGCAUUGAUCGUAAACGAGCUGAAGGAUAUAACCUUGGUAGACAAGUCCAUCGCAGACAUCCAAAUACCUGGCCCUAUCAUUUUGAGUCGGUUUGGUUUUGAUGGUCAGGCAUUCUGGAAAGAUGUCGUCUACCUCUCUAUUUAUUUGGUGGUGACUAUGACAACUGCCUUUGCCUUUCUUAAAUUUUUGGUUAAGGAACGACGAUAAUUGCAACUGUAAUGAUUAUAUAGUAACAACAAUGACAUAUUCUGCCAUAAUCUUCUGCAAUCAUGCGUUAUAUCUCAUUGGGUUGCUUACUAUUGACUUUUGCGUAUAGCUUUGCUGCCAAAAACCUUUUUUCUCUUUCUUUGUCAGAGAUGUGAAUGUAUUUAUUUUGUUAUAUGCGCUUUGAACUGAAAUGCGAACCACAAUUAACUGUUUGCGAGAGAAAGUAUAUUUGAGAGCAUGCUACCGUCCGAAACUUGAUUGUUGACCCUGUCCCUUAACUGUCGUAAAAAACUUUAAAUGUUCAU